AUGGCGCUCAAUGAUCCUCGAGAUGAGCGCGCGUUUACUUAUUUGGUGGGCAUUGGCGUCACACAUUCCAUUGCACCGGUAAUGCAUGACUUUGUCGCACACUCGCUCGGCUACAACUGGAAAUUCAUCGCUCAAGAAUGUCCCACGGUGGAAGAUGCAGUGGCUCUUUUUCGAAAACCCGCAUUCGCCGGCGGAGUGGUGACGAUGCCUUACAAGGGUACGAUAAAGAACCACCUUGACGGGCUCGAUGAGCAUGCCGUCACCAUAGGAGCCUGCAAUAACGUGUACCGAGCCGCGGAUGGCUCGCUGCGAGGGACCAAUACCGACUGGAGAGGCAUUAAGGGCUGUCUAUCGGACGGAGAUCCGCAGGGCAGGGGAAAGGGCAGACCGGCUCUCGUGAUAGGCGCUGGAGGUGCCUCCAGGGCUGCACUCUACGCUCUGUACGAUCAGUUACAGUGCAAUCCGAUAUACAUUGUCAACCGCGAUGCUGGCGAGGUCGACGCUCUAAGGAAGGAUGCUCAAGUCUACGGCAACCGCGUCAAGAUCGUAUGGAUUCGCUCGGUCGAGGAAGCAAAAUCCCUCGUGGCGCCUUACUACAUCGUGGGUACGGUACCUGACUUUGAACCGCAAAGCCCUGAGGAAAUUGCUGGACGGGAUGUAGUCGAACAUUUCCUGUCAUCGGCCGGCACGGACGACAAGGGAGUUUUGCUGGACAUGUGUUUCAAACCCCGACGGACGAGGUGGUUAAAGCUCGCCGAGAAGUAUGGCUGGAAAACAGUCGAAGGAACGGGGAUCAUCGGCCACCAGAUAGAAGAGCAGUACCGACUCUGGGUCGGAGAGGAGGUCGCCAAACGCAUAGACGUGGACGCUGCACGGGCAGUGCUCCAAAAAGCGGCGGAGACAAGUCCUGCGAUCAAUUUCUAG
Molecule: messenger RNA, 924 nt
Organism: Exophiala spinifera
Lineage: Eukaryota; Fungi; Ascomycota; Eurotiomycetes; Chaetothyriales; Herpotrichiellaceae
Exons: 1
Coding region: 1-924 (307 amino acids)
Biological process (GO): shikimate metabolic process; chorismate biosynthetic process
Molecular function (GO): shikimate 3-dehydrogenase (NADP+) activity
Source: RefSeq, a predicted model, not a curated record